Molecule: messenger RNA, 363 nt
Organism: Anisakis simplex (herring worm)
Lineage: Eukaryota; Metazoa; Nematoda; Chromadorea; Rhabditida; Anisakidae
Source: the annotation of a GenBank genome assembly
AUGGGUCGAAGUCAAGGCGAUCGACUGUUGGCAAUGAAAGUGAAAGCGCAACACCAUUUGGGAAGUGCCAAAUUCAGUUCGCCCACAACACCCAUCAAGCCAAUCCAUCUGAAAUCCGUGGUUGCCACCACACCCGAGAAAUCAUCCGCCAAACCAACGACCUCGUCCGCAGCGAUCACCGAUCACAGCGGCAGUAGUGGUGGUGGUCAUGCGGGUCGGGUGCAUGCACAUGCACAUACACAUGGCCAUCAUGCAAAACGACUACUACAUUGUACAAUGCAGGCUGUUCCUCAACCAGUGCCGGUUAGUGCCUUGUUUGUUUAUGCUUUUUGGUUUUUCGACUUAUUCAUUCUCAGGUUUUAA